GCCCCGGCCAGGGCUGGAUCAGGCCCGGAAAUCCCAGCCUGCCCAGUGGGAUCGGGGUUGUGGUGCCGGGCAGGAUGCGAGGCAAGGAUGAUGAGUACGAUUACCUCUUCAAAGUUGUGCUCAUUGGGGACUCUGGGGUGGGGAAGAGCAACCUCCUCUCACGCUUCACCCGCAACGAGUUCAACCUGGAGAGCAAGAGCACCAUCGGCGUGGAGUUUGCCACUAGGAGCAUCCAAGUGGACAACAAGACGGUGAAGGCUCAGAUCUGGGACACGGCCGGGCAGGAGCGGUACCGCGCCAUCACCUCUGCGUACUACCGUGGGGCGGUGGGGGCUCUGCUCGUCUACGACAUCGCCAAGUACCUGACGUACGAGAAUGCGGAGCGGUGGCUGAAGGAGCUGCAGGACCACGCGGAUGCCAACAUCGUCAUCAUGCUGGUGGGCAACAAGAGCGACCUGCGGCACCUCCGGGCCGUGCCCACCGAUGAGGCCAGGAGCUUUGCAGAGAAGAAUGGGUUGUCCUUCCUGGAGACGUCUGCUCUGGACUCCACCAACGUGGAGACAGCUUUCCACAACAUCCUCACUGAGAUCUACCGCAUCGUGUCCCAGAGGCAGAUCCCGGGGCAGCCGGAGCCCGAGUUCGGCCCCAGCACCACCAUCGAGCCCAUCCGGGUGCUGCCCACGCAGCAGGAGGGCAGGCAGGGACCCUGCUGCCAGAACAUCUGAGCACCCCCAAACCACCCACCAUGUGAUGGCAUCACCUUUAUCACCCUCUACCUCUGUUCGCUGCAGCCCCCCCUCCCGGAACACGAUGGCUGCUUCUGCAUCACCGCCCUUAUGUACACCAUCACGCUGCCCGUGUGCUGCUCGCCCUGUGUUUAUGUAGGACCUACACAAAUAGUGGGGGAAAAACCCCAUCAGGGUCUCUCCCUUCCCUCCCCAUUGUUUGGGACAUGCCAUCUCUUUUUGUCCGUGCUUCCUCUAGCCCUGAAGGCACAGCCGUGGGGUGACUCAGGGUGGCACUGAGUAAGCCCAAACAUCUUGACUCCACAUUGCUGCGGCACCCCUGGGUGCAGCCCUUCAGGGCAGGGUGGAGAGAGGGACACUGGGUGCACCCUUCUUUGGGUGGCACCCAGCCCUGCCCCUUCAGCACCAAGGGCUGGGUGAGCCUCUGGGUGCUGGUGGGGCAGCCGUGGGACACCCUGGUGCGGGCGGGUAGGGAUGGGACAAGGGGGAAUGGCUUUAACCUGCCAGAGGGGAGAUUGAGAUGAGCUCUGAGGUGGUUCUGUGAUUCCACUGCUGCCCCAGCUCGGGGGGACCUGGGGACAUGUCCUUUGGGGGAGCCCUAAGAGGGUGAUAAGGGGAUGCUGUGGGUGGGCAUGUGGUCCCCCUGCAUGGCUGGAGCCAGCAUGUGGGACCCCUCAGCUCUGGCUGCCAGGAGGCACCAUCCUGCCCCACUCCAGCGUUGUCAUUUGUGGGACUGGUGACAGUGUGGCCCAGCCUGGCUGCCACUAGAUGGAGUGGGUGCUGCACCCAUGGGUGCCAGUGGCCCCAGCCCCAGCCUGCCAUGGCCAGAGCCGCUGGGGCAGACUGGGCUGUCCCCAUUCCCCCCAGUGCUGGGCACAUGUUCCCAUCCCAGCAUGGUGUCCGGGGGUCUCUGUCUCUCCAUGGCUGUCCCCAUCACGCAAUCAGCUGUGCCUGGGGCUGGGAUUCAUCCCUGCAAUAGGAAUCUGGGAAAAUCCCCUAAUGACAUUGCCGCUGGAGGCUCCUUCUCUCUCUGCAGGGUCCCUCCAGCCUCACACCUCUGCAACCCCAUCAGGAAGAGCGAGAGGUGAGGAGGGGCAGCAUGAAGGUGUCUUGCUGGAGGGCAGAGCUUGACGUUCAGGCUUGGAGGAGCAGGUCAGGUCCUGCUCCCGUGGCACAGGGUGAGCAGGGGGGUGCCAGCUCCAUUGGGGGUGACCCUGGGCUGGCCAGACCCAUCCUUGGCCACGUCUUGUUGUGUCUGACCGCGGCUGUCCCCAGGCGAGUGACUGUCAUUAACCCACCCCAGCCCCGCGCCACCAUCUGCCCGCACCGAGCCGCGGUGCCAAGAGGUGAUGUCAGCCCUGGCACCAGCACAGCUCCGGCACAGAGAAGCUGUGGCUGCCCCAUCCCUGGCAGUGUUCAAGGCCAGGUUGGACACAGGGGCUUGGAGCAACCUGCUCUAGUGGAAGGUGUCCCUGCCCGUGGCAGGGAGUUGGAACUGGAUGAGCCCUGAGGUCCCUUCAACCCAACCCAUUCCAUGGUUCGAUGAUUCCCAACCACCUCCCCUGCACUUGUGACCAGCCAGAAACCAAGAGCAGAGCCUGAGAUUCUUAAGUAAUAAUACUUUAAUAAAAUUAAGUUCUUAAUGUAA
Strigops habroptila (Kakapo) is the source of this 2394-nucleotide messenger RNA. Its product is annotated as ras-related protein Rab-11A-like. Lineage: Eukaryota; Metazoa; Chordata; Aves; Psittaciformes; Psittacidae. The transcript is spliced from 5 exons. Gene Ontology annotation, biological process: regulated exocytosis; constitutive secretory pathway. The record is from RefSeq and is a predicted model, not a curated record. Gene Ontology annotation, cellular component: recycling endosome. Gene Ontology annotation, molecular function: GTPase activity; GTP binding. Bases 75 to 725 code for a protein of 216 amino acids.